CUCCCAAACAAGACAAAGACAAGGACAAAAAAAAAUCCUCCGCCAAUCACCCCUCCGUGUGACCCUGUCCUCCCAAGUAAAUCCCUCCUCCCAUGCACAGGCACACGCCAGUCGGUCCCCGCGACGCGACCUCCAUGGAAGCACUCAACUCCCUCACCGCCAUCGCCCCGCUCCUCCUCCGCAACCUCGUCACCUCCGCCUUCGUCUUCGCCGAAAACUCCUUCCUCAGCCUCGCCGAGAAGUACCGCCUCCUCGAGCUCCUCCGCUACCUCCUCCUCUCCUCCUUCCUCUUCUUCCUCCGCCUCCUCCCUUCCCUCUUCCCCUCCGCGGGCCCCGCCUUCCGCGACGGCUACGACGCCCCCCUCAAGCCCCCGAAGUCGUCCGCGGCGGCCGCCCCCUCCGGCGCGGGCGACUCCGGCAUCGCCCGCGCGCUGUCGCAGCUCCUCGUCAUCGUCAACAACGUCCCCGUGAGCUCCCGCAAGUACGAGGCCGUCCGGUCCCUGGCCGAGAGGCUCAUCGAUGAGAACCAGCGGGAGGGGGCCGAGGCCCUGCUCGAGGUCAAUCGGACGGUUCUGUCCGCGGCUUUCUCGAGGACUCUCUACCAGCUCGAGGCCGCGAUGAUGGAGAGAGAGCGGCAGCGCGGCUGCGUGGCCGGCGGCGACGGCGACGGCGACGGCUCGGUGGAGUACAGGAAGAACCGGGUUCUGAGGGCGAUUCGGUCGGUUCGGGAUGUGGCUCGGCGUGGACGGGUCUGGUGGUCGAGCGAAGAACCGACCCGGUUGGGGAGCUCGGCUGAGAAGCUUGCCGCCGAGCUGGUUUGGUUGGCGCAGAAAUUGGCGGCUUGCGGGUGCGCCGAGGAUGCGGUCCGUAGGUGGGCGUCGGCUAGUAAUUUGGCUUGGCUCGCUAUCUCGGCGGAGCCGCGUCUCCAAGGUUCCCUAGUCAAGGUUUCUGCAUUCCUAUUCAAGCAAGCCAAGAACAUGGGGCUGGACGAAAUCGAUGAAAGCAAAAAGGAGCAACAACGGCAGACAAGGAUGAAUAUGUUGAUGUCAUGGUUGCCGCUGCUAUGCAGAGCAAGCAAUGGAACAGAUGUCCCCGUUCUAAGCCUCAGCGAAAGAGCUGAACUGGAGAGGGUGUUGGAGGAAACCAUCGAAAUGCUGGGACAGGAGGAGGAGCAGGAACAAGUGCUCUCCCAGUGGCUUCACCACUUCAUGUAUUGCCCAUCAUCCGACUGGCCUAAUCUUCAUGCCUCCUUCACUCGCUGGUGCACGGCUUCUCGCAAGCUCUUACUUCUUCAGUGAAUAUGUAGUUGAAUUAGUUUACUAAAAGAAGUUUCUUCACUAGCUAGAGGGUGCAAGGUGUAUGGUAUUGAUACAGCAACAGCAUUUUAAGGUAUUAUAUGAAGUUAUGUAAUCUAAGCUUUGAGAAUGGAAGAGAGCAAAUGCUUCUCGUUGUAGAUUGUACUAUAAUCUAGCAAAUACAGCAGAUAAUAUUCUUUCAAUAUGGAAAA
This is a messenger RNA of Syzygium oleosum, 1507 nucleotides long. RefSeq lists its product as uncharacterized. Lineage: Eukaryota; Viridiplantae; Streptophyta; Magnoliopsida; Myrtales; Myrtaceae. The transcript has 2 exons. Bases 93 to 1298 code for a protein of 401 amino acids. The record is from RefSeq and is a predicted model, not a curated record.